GUCAAAAUUCAACUGUCUAGUGUCUACGUCAAGUUUUAAAAAUAUUUUCAAAAUGCGGAAAAUUGCAAUUUAAUUAUUCAUUAUAAUCAUAUCACAAAGUUAUAUUGCUUAAAUUAAGGCUAAAUCCAUGCAAGUUUUUGCUUGCAAAAUUUUUGUUAUUGUGAUGUACAUUUAUUAAUUUACUCAAAUUUUAGUUUAUCAUAAAAAUCAUGACCGAUUUUACACCGUUUUUCGUUGACCGGGCUAAAGGCGCCAGAGCUUCGUGCAAAGGAUGUAAGGGAAAUUGUCCGAGUGGGGAAUUACGCCUCGCUAAAGUUGUACCCAGUCCAUAUGGAGAGAAUCAACACAUGAAAUCAUGGCACCACAUAGAUUGUCUAAUGAACGCUUUGCUCAAGCAAAGGCCCGCCACAAAACGCAUAGACUCUAUUGACGAUAUAGGAAAUUGGGCAAAUAUAAGCAAAGAUGACCAGGAAUACAUAUUGAAGAAGAUUAAUGAUAUGGAGAAAUUGUAUGCAGAUAAACACAGUGGCAAGUAUACAGCUAAGGUGUUAAAAAAUGAGUCUUCAGCCCCAUUGAUUAAACAGGCUCCUUCGCCGAGUAAAAAUAAUGAUAGCACUGAAAUGCAAACAGAGGAUAAUAUGUUUUCAACUUUUUACUCUUUGUGUAAAAAAAUAUCAAAGGUUGAUGCAUACACUGAAAAAACUGCGGUUGUUAACAACUUUUUCACCAAAGGCUGUGAUGGUAAGAAAUACCAAGGUGAUUUGGUGUUAUGGUGUAAGAUGUUGUUACCGCAAGUCUCAAAACGGGUUUACAAUUUGAAAAGCAAACAAUUGGUAAAAUUAUUUUCAAGAAUCUUCAACACGGAUCAUGACGACAUGUUAACACAUUUAGAACAAGGCGAUGUUGCAGAUACAAUCCAAAAUUUCUUUUCCAAAUCCAGAUCUAUACAGCCAGCAACGCACAGUACUUUAACGAUUCAUGACAUAGAAAACUUUUUAGACGACUUGUCAAAACUUACAAAGGAAGAUGAACAGAUAUAUCAUUUCAAGAAAAUUGUAAAGAAAUGCACAUUAAAUGAUAUAACUAUGUUGAUUAGGCUUAUUAAAGGGGACUUAAGAAUUAAUGCUGGGCCAAAACACAUUCUUGAAGGAGUCCAUCCUGAUGCAUACAAAGUCUUUCAAACUUCAAGAGAUUUGGACAUGGUUUUGGACAAAGUACUACCUACAAGUAGCAACGUGAAACAUAAAGAUGCUACACAAAGAACUGUCCAAGCAAAACUGAGUUUGAUGACUCCUAUCCUCCCAAUGUUAGCGGAAGCGUGUAAGUCUGUAGAAAUGGCUAUGAAAAAAUGUCCAAAUGGAAUGUUCUCUGAAAUAAAAUACGAUGGAGAGAGAGUGCAAGUCCAUAAAAAGGGCAGCGAGUUUAAAUACUUCUCUCGAGCUCUAAAACCCGUGAUGCCUCAUAAAGUGAAUCAUUUUAAGGAUUAUCUGCCAAAAGCCUUUCCUAAAGGGGAAGAUAUGAUAUUGGAUGCAGAAGUAUUGAUGGUAGAUGUGAAUACUGGGAAACCCUUACCUUUUGGUACUUUGGGUGUGCACAAACAGUCUGAAUUUAAAGACGCUCAAGUAUGCUUGUAUGUAUUUGAUUGUUUAUAUUAUAACGGGCAGGUGUUAAUGGAUAUGCCCAUUAAGAAGAGGCGUCAAAUACUCUAUGAUAAUAUGGUGGAAGUCAAAAACCAUGUUAUGUUCUCUGAACAGCAGUUGAUUAGGAAACCAGCUGAUUUAGCAAAUAUGAUUGCUGAGGUUCUUCAACUAGGAUUAGAAGGCUUGGUAUUAAAAGAUCUGGAAUCCACAUAUGAGCCUGGCAAGCGACAUUGGCUGAAAGUUAAAAAGGAUUAUUUGUUUGGCGGAGCAAUGGCAGAUACUGCCGAUCUUGUUGUUCUGGGAGCUUGGUUUGGAACGGGAAAGAAAGGUGGAAUGAUGUCUGUCUUUCUCAUGGGCUGUUUAGAUACUCGUCGAAAUAAAUGGGUGACGGUAACCAAAGUUCAUACCGGCCAUGAUGAUAGUACAUUGGAGAGAUUGCAGAAGGAAUUAGGUCCUAUUAUGGUCAAAAUAUCCCAAGACUAUAAUAAGGUGCCAUCCUGGUUAGAUUGUAAUAAAGGAAUGGUCCCGGAUUUUGUUGCUCAAGAUCCAAAGAAUCAACCAGUUUGGGAAAUUACAGGAACUGAACUGACAAAAGCAAAUCUUCACACGGCAGAUGGCAUUUCAGUUAGGUUCCCAAGAGUUACUAGAAUAAGAGAUGAUAAAGACUGGAAAACAGCUACCAAUCUAGAUGAGCUGAAACAUCUGUACAAAACAUCGAAAGAAAAAACAGACGUUUCACUUUUAAACAAACUAGCAGCAAGCACAUCUGAUGAAUCUCCUCCAAAGAAACCUAAACUUAGCCCCAAAAAAGCGAGGAAUUUAGACUCCUUUAUUAUUAAGAAGAAAAUUAAAACGUCGCCGGACGAAAAAAUGCGUCUCUCACCAAUUCACGAAACUAAAGUUAAAAAGAAAAGAAGGAAGUCGGAAGAACCUGAUACAUCUACAGAAGAUAAAGCAUCAGAUAUAAGCGAUAAAACUAUAGACACGUCUUCGUCCAGAAAUCAACAGAUAUUGCCAGACAAUCCUCUACCAGAUGUAUUCAAAAAUAAGAAAAUAGGUUUCUAUCCAGACUUCAUAAGCAUACCUGAGAAUGAAAGGACAAUAUUCGAAAGACAUUGGAUUGCAUAUGGCGGAUCUGUUGUGAAAUCUAUAAAACAUAUGGAUGUGGACUAUGUAGUUCACAAUGAAGCAGAAAUAGAUUUUAAGAAAAUGCAAAAAUUAAAACGAAAGUUGCCAGAAGAUGUACGACAUGUUACAAAAAGCUGGUUGAUAGGAUGUAUUAAUAAUGUUAAAUUAGAAAAUACAACUAAUUUCGCCGUGUCUGUUAAUCCUUAGCAUGUUUUUAAUAAUUAUGGUCUUUUGCUAUUGUUCCCUGUUGGCUGUUAUGAAUUUGUUAAAUGAUAUUUAUGCCAAAUAAUGUUUUUAUUACAUGGCUUUGACGAUCUGUGGUAUCAAUAAAUGCUUUUAUUUUA
Molecule: messenger RNA, 3112 nt
Organism: Colias croceus (clouded yellow)
Lineage: Eukaryota; Metazoa; Arthropoda; Insecta; Lepidoptera; Pieridae
Gene: DNAlig3
Product: DNA ligase 3
Exons: 5
Coding region: 210-2975 (921 amino acids)
Biological process (GO): lagging strand elongation; mitochondrial DNA repair; DNA recombination
Cellular component (GO): DNA ligase III-XRCC1 complex
Molecular function (GO): zinc ion binding; DNA ligase (ATP) activity; ATP binding
Source: RefSeq, a predicted model, not a curated record